AUGGUCUUGGGGUCAUACAUUAGCUUCCCUCUAGCAAAAGACCUCUACCCGGUGCGUCGUGCUGCAGCAGAAACCUCGCUCAGCAUUCAGGAACUUUAUAAAUUAGCCAAGGAGAUGGAGAUCUCCAUAAGCGGACCUACCUCCAAACACAGCAACAGUGUCUACGUGCAUCGUUGUUGUUUCAAGGAGUAUGAUUUCCUGUUGCGAUUGAAGAAGGUUUAA
This is a messenger RNA of Pyrenophora tritici-repentis Pt-1C-BFP, 222 nucleotides long. The record is from RefSeq and is a predicted model, not a curated record. NCBI's taxonomy places the organism in Eukaryota, Fungi, Ascomycota, Dothideomycetes, Pleosporales, Pleosporaceae.